Aspergillus oryzae RIB40 is the source of this 1641-nucleotide messenger RNA. RefSeq lists its product as uncharacterized. The record is from RefSeq and is a predicted model, not a curated record. The transcript has 3 exons. Gene Ontology annotation, biological process: carbohydrate metabolic process. Gene Ontology annotation, molecular function: alpha-L-fucosidase activity. NCBI's taxonomy places the organism in Eukaryota, Fungi, Ascomycota, Eurotiomycetes, Eurotiales, Aspergillaceae. Bases 1 to 1641 code for a protein of 546 amino acids.
AUGCCACCCUACAAGCAUCUCUGCGCGGUAGUCGCUCUGGCAGCCCUCCUCAUACCGGGAAGCCGUGGGGCGACCUUUGAUGGCUCUCGCUACCUCUGGUACGACACGCCCGGUACACGAUUCAACGCAAGUCUUCCAGUCGGUAAUGGCCGUUUGGGCGGAACGCUCUACUGCCUCCCGACAGAGAUUGUCACCUGGAACGAAGACUCGGUCUGGAGUGGUACCUUCCAGGAUCGAGUGAACUCAAACGCCCUAGACGGGUUCCCUAAAGUCCGAAACCUCCUGGUCAAUGGAAACAUCACGGCUGCAGGGGAAUUGGCUUUGUCAGAUAUGACCGGGUCGUCUGUAGACCAGCGCGAGUAUCAGGUUCUGUCGAACCUGUAUGUUGAUCUUGGCCAGAGGGGGGAUGCAACGAAUCUGGUCUGGUACCUUGAUACUCUUGAAGGAUACACAGCUUGCGAGUAUGGGUUUGAUGGCGUGAGCUACACUGUUGCAAAUGGCAUCGCCUCGAUCGUGAUGAAAGCCCGCACGGGAGAGGCGGAUUACUCUACCUUUACUGCAGGGGUGAGAGUGGUCGUUGAUGGAGGCAACGUGACUGCCAAUGGGGACAAACUGUAUGUGACAGGCGCGACGACUGUGGUCUUCUUCCUCGACGCAGAGUCGUCCUAUCGGUAUGCGACAGAUAGCGACCAAGAGACGGAAUUGAAUCGGAAGCUCGACGCUGCCACCGAGCUGGGCUACGAGGCACUCCGUAAGGAGGCAAUUACAGAUCACAAAGACCUUGCGGGCCGGGUUACUCUUGACUUGGGUUCCUCAACUGAUGACGCUGCUUCGCUGCCACCAAACGAGCGCAUGACGAACUACAGAUCAUCUCCAGACCAUGACGUUCAAUUUGCGACUCUCGUGUUCAAUUACGGAAGGCAUCUGCUGAUCGCCUCAUCUCGCAGGACCAGAGAGCGGUCGUUGUCCCCUGGCUUGCAAGGGAUCUGGAACCAGGACUACAGCCCAUCCUGGGGUGCGAAAUACACGGUCAACAUCAACCUCGAGAUGAACUACUGGCCUGCAGAAACGACUAAUCUGAACGAACUGACUUCCCCACUGUGGGAUCUUCUCGCACUUAUCCAGGAGCGCGGGGGAGACGUGGCGGAGAAGAUGCAUGGGUGCCCGGGGUUCGUGCUGCACCAUAAUACCGAUCUCUGGGGAGAUUCCGUGCCCGUUCACAAUGGAACGAAGUAUUCAAUCUGGCCGAUGGGGGGCGCUUGGUUGGCUCUUCACAUGAUGGAACAUUACCGGUUCACCGGCGACAAGACAUUCCUCAAGGAGCAGGCGUGUCCGAUCUUCAAGAGUGCGUUUGAGUUUUUUGAAUGCUACCUCUUCGAUGUGGAUGGAUACCUGACUACCGGACCCUCGUGCUCACCGGAGAAUGCGUUCCAGAUUCCCUCGGAUAUGACGGUCGCAGGAAAAGAAGAGGCACUGACAAUGAGCCCGACACUGGACAACAGCAUGCUAUUCGAAUUGCUGACUGCGCUGAAUGAAACGCACCAAAUCCUCGAAAUCGACAACGACCUGUCAGGCUCCGUGCAAACGUACUUGGGCAAGAUCAGACCUCCGCGAAUUGGCUCAGAUGGGCAGAUCCUCUAA